AUGAAUAGAAACUUAAAAUAUUGGAAGGAAGCAGCGACUGUGAUCCUGGCUGUAGGCAUCCGUAAGCAGUUUUUGAAUAAAGGUGCUACCAAUUAUCAGACCUGUAAACCUCUACUUCCAGUGCCUGCACGAGAGAGCAAUCUACUUCAGUCAUGCUCAGAGAAGACAGUAUAUGAUUAUGCCUUGCUUAUGUUACAACGGAAUAUGAGAAGCAAAUUUUUCCCCAGUGCAUACGUGUUCCCAGGAGGUCGAAUCAGCCCAGCUGAUUUUUCCAGUGAAUGGAUACAGUUGUUCCAUCCUUUUUGCCAGCCACCCAACUUUAAGCUGGAUACAGUCAAACAAACUGCUAGGAGGUCUCCGAUCUUUGCAGUAGACAGGAGAAAGCUAGGAUCUCAAAUAUCUGGGGAGGUGGCUUUCCGUAUUUGUGCCAUUAGGGAAACUUUUGAAGAGUCAGGAGUACUCCUUGUGAAGCCAAAUCACCCUGAUAAAGACUUGAACAACCAAGGGGUCAUACAGCUUACACAAUACAACCAAAACAAACUUGCAAGUUGGAGAUCACUUGUGCAGGAAAAUGCAGUGAAUUUUAUAAGACUGUGAAAAGAGUUGGACUGUUUACCAAAUAUUUGGGCAUUGAAGGAGUGGAGUAAUUGGUUGACCCCCACUUUUCGGGGAGGAAGGAGGUUUGAUACUGCAUUCUUCAUUUGUUGUUUGGAAGAAAUUCCUUUUACUGUACAUGAUGGUUGUGAAAUAAGCUUUCACAGUUGGAUGACCCCUACUGAGGUGAUUGAGCAUCACCAAUCUGAGAAACUCUUCAUUCUUCCCCCACAAUGGUAUGAGGUAGGAAGACUUUGCCGAUUUCCUUACCUCCAAGAUUUGGAGCAGUUUAGCCAAGAUCGUUCUGUGGAAGGUUGUGAGUGAUGGCUUCCAGUCCGUCUACUUGCAUCUGAUGGUUUUGCUACCUUGUAUUCUGGGGAUGAACUUUAUCCAGAAGAUCCGGAUUUCACAGGGGAAACAGAAAUAAACUUGACUUCCUCCAAAUCUCUGAAACAAUUACGGCUGGAGGUUACCAGACUGCACCGGACAGAAUUGCGAAAUCUGAAUGAUUGUACUAUGUAUGUGAAUAUUGAACCCCGAUAUAAACAUGUGCACCCAUUAAUGAUAAACAGUCAUCCCAAUAGUCAUGGGUGA
Pristis pectinata (smalltooth sawfish) is the source of this 1188-nucleotide messenger RNA. RefSeq names its product acyl-coenzyme A diphosphatase NUDT19-like. Gene Ontology annotation, molecular function: hydrolase activity, acting on acid anhydrides, in phosphorus-containing anhydrides. The record is from RefSeq and is a predicted model, not a curated record. The transcript has a single exon. Gene Ontology annotation, cellular component: mitochondrion. Lineage: Eukaryota; Metazoa; Chordata; Chondrichthyes; Rhinopristiformes; Pristidae.